Parus major (Great Tit) is the source of this 473-nucleotide messenger RNA. Its product is annotated as protein MRP-126-like. Gene Ontology annotation, molecular function: calcium ion binding. The annotation marks the transcript as partial. The transcript has 2 exons. Gene Ontology annotation, biological process: endothelial cell migration. The record is from RefSeq and is a predicted model, not a curated record. Gene Ontology annotation, cellular component: cytoplasm; extracellular exosome. NCBI's taxonomy places the organism in Eukaryota, Metazoa, Chordata, Aves, Passeriformes, Paridae.
CCUGAUCCCAAUCCUGAUCCCGACCCCGACCCCGAUCCCGGCGGGUUAUCCCAGGUUUUCCCGGACAUUUGGUUUCUCCCCCAGGGCCAGCAGAGCCAGGAGCCGCUGUCGGAGCUGGAGAAGGCCAUGGACGUCAUCAUCGACGUCUUCCACCAGUACUCCCGGCGGGAGGGGGACAGGGACACCCUGAGCAAGAAGGAGCUCAAGCUGCUGAUUGAGAAGCAGCUGGCCAAUUACCUCAAGCACGUGAAGAACAAAGCCACCAUCGACCAGAUCAUGAAGGACCUGGAUGUCAACAAGGACGCCCAGAUCAGCUUUGGCGAGAUGAUGCUGCUGGUCACCCGCGUCACCUGCGCCACCCACGAGCACCUGCACGAGGUGGAGGACCAGCAGCACCAGCACCACCACCAGCACCACCACUGAGGCUGCUUCCCUCCCUCCGAGGGAUCUCCCCGCUUGGAAAAGGCUCCCAA